This is a messenger RNA of Vollenhovia emeryi, 2824 nucleotides long. It is a transcript of the gene Cep89, whose product is annotated as protein Cep89 homolog. The record is from RefSeq and is a predicted model, not a curated record. The coding region runs from base 695 to 2623 and encodes 642 amino acids. NCBI's taxonomy places the organism in Eukaryota, Metazoa, Arthropoda, Insecta, Hymenoptera, Formicidae. Gene Ontology annotation, cellular component: centriole; ciliary transition fiber. The transcript has 6 exons. Gene Ontology annotation, biological process: mitochondrion organization; cilium assembly; chemical synaptic transmission.
AUUUUUUCCAUAAAGGUUUUUGUUCUUACUGCCACUAGAAUAUAAUUCCGAUCUUAGUUCAGCAUCAUUACCAAGUAGUGAUUGAUGUAUUCAUAUAUACAUAUAUCUGCUUGUGUGUAUUCAGUACGCCGAAUUUGGUCCCUUAUGUCACAUGGAGCGGAUUGUGCGGAAGCGGAAUGAGCGAAUUGCCAAUCACAAAACAAUUCUGAUAGAACUCUUUAAAAAAUUCCGUCGUAACAAUCCUGUGAUUGGCGAUCCGUUGAUUCCGCUUCCGCGUAAUCCGCUCCAUGUGACAUAAGAAACCAAAUUCGGCGUAUCGAAAACGGCGGAUCGUCCGUGAUUGGUCGUGAAGUUUGAUACGCCCGAUACGCGCGUAUCGCGAUACGCGUCAUGGGACGUCACCCUCAUUCGGUCGAGUUUUCCUUGCGUGCUCGCGUUUACCGACCUCCGACCAGUCCGACCUGCACUGGCUGCACUUCCUGUCAGGCCUGGUUGCCAUGGUGGCCGAAGUCAUGGCUAUAAUGGAAACAAACAAACCGGGAGCUGCCCGAGGCCCACUGCUCCGAGUCAGUGCGAUUCGACGCGUCAUGUGUCCACGCUAACGUUGAACAUCUCGCGCGUGCUGGCGUUUUUGUGAAAUUCCCCUCGGACGACCUCCGCCACGUGUGCACUCUCGGAUCGGCCGACACGGGCGAUGCCGAAUCGCGACGACGGCGUCGACAAGCGUACCAGAGAAAAGCGCAGCAGUCGGAGGAUCUCGGUCGCGGAAAGUGAGCUGGAGCCGGUGCACAGGCCGGUGCGCUACAAACGGUUUCACAGAACAAAGCGUCACUCAAGGGCGAACGGCGAAUUGGAGGAGUCGGCGGACAAAAAUGGAAACGGCAACGGCAUCGCACCGCCCAAGAAGGGCGGCAAGCACAGCGUUCAGAAAAAAAUUGACAGAUUAGUUGAGGAAAAUCGGAUACUGACGAUGAAGCUUGAAAGCUCCGACAUGAACCCUGAGGCUGCUGCGGAAUUGAGAGAGAAGGAUUCCUUGUUGUCGAGAAUUUGCAACAAGUACCAGAAAUUGUUAAAGAAUCACGACAGCCUGCGGCAAGAAUACGAGAAAGUAAGCGCACUUUCGGCGGAGCGCGAAACGGAAUAUCGCCAGUUGCACGCGCAUCACAAGAAGUUCACAGAGGCUUUGCAGAAAGUGGAGAAAACCAAUUCUGGCCUUUUGACUUUUAAUCAAAGAUGCAGAACCGAGAAUGCACAGCUGAACGAAGACGUGCUGCUGCUCAAGCACGUGAUAUAUCGUCUGAACGCAGAGCUCGAGAGAUAUCAAGACAAAUUGAAAGAAUCCGGGCAGAAUAGCGUCCUAUCUAAAAAUAUUAAUGACGCCUUAGAUUCUAAGAGACCAGCAGAUGAUCUCAAAGCGGUAUCGGAGUCGUGGGGUACGGUGAAUACUCAUGUGCUGGGUCCACUUUUGGACGCUUAUCAGGAGAGCCUGUCGGAGAAGCAAGAGCUUGUAAAUAAAUACGAGGAGGACAUCGCGAAUUUUAGCACCAGGUGCAAGGAAGUCAUUGUAGAGAACGAAUAUAUGCAGAGCGAAAUGGAGAAACUGAAGUCAAAGUGUGCCAGGUACACGGAUGAGAUCAAGAUGAUAUCUGAGGACGCUGACUUGCUCAAGGAGUUGAACGAGUGUUACACGAGACAGACCGCUCACCAAAAGCAAAAGAUACACGAGAUCCACUCGUUGUACGAACAGAAAGUGGAGGCGAUGUCAUUUGACAAUAAUAGACUUCACGAGGGAUAUCUCGCUUCCAAGACUGAAUUGAGUAAUUGUCAAGGGAAAUACGACGUUCUCCAUAAGGAAUACGAGAAGUUGCAAAACGAUAAUGCAAAAACAAUGCCUAUGCACGUUCACAAUGCUGCCGUCGAGGAGUGUAAAGAAUUGUUUGAGAAAUUGAAGCGUCAGUAUGAGACCGAGAAGGAGAAGCUGUCCGCUCGCAUUAAAGAACUGGAAGAAUCCUGCGGCCAAAAUAACGCGCAACUGGACGUAGUUACGAUAGAAAGAAAUCAACUGAAAGCUUUGAACAAAAGCUUCGAGAAGCGUUUCAAACGUAUGCAGCGGAAACUGGAGCACUUUCAAAAGGUCGCACACACCGUGCAAAUAUCCCGAGAUUCUUUUAAGAAGCAGUUAAGGAAAACUACGUUAUAUUGCGAAGAGUUAUUCGGUGAGUACGAAAGGAUGGCCGCCGAACGGGACAAGCUCGUCGCACUUUUGCACGAGACAGAAAAUGAAAAUGCAAGUAUUCAUUUACUCGGCGAUACUAUCACUCAACGCGUGGGCCACCUAAAGGAGCAAUUAAAGGUCGUGCACGAAGGUGCCAAGCAGCAAUUAGAGCUGGCGGAAAAAAAUAUGAAAGUGCAGCAGCUCGGGGUGCAUCGAAUGAAGGACGAGUACCACCGGGAGCUGCAACGCUUCAAGCAUCUGCUGAGGCAGAAGGAGGAAACGAUCGGUCGGCUGCAGAAGGAGAUUAGCGCGACUCGCGAGAACCUGGAGCUCGUUUGGAAGGUCACCGCCGCGGACAGCAAGAAAGUCAAAGGGCCGCUGAAAAGCGCCAAGAUUCAGCACGUUUAGUCAAGCUUAGCAAUGUAUAGUCCACGCUGGAGGUGUAAAAUAAAUCCAAUUUCGUCCCCAGUAUCGAGAAGCGCGAUGAGAAAACGUCGCAGCGUAAACUUCAAACACGCCCUAACGCUUGUUACUUAUAGUGAAUUCGGUUGCUUGCAUUAGCGCGCACUAAGGCUUGUUUGCAGUCAAUACUUAUAUUUAAGAAUCGUC